GCUCAUAGGACAAGUGCAUCGUGUGCGUUAAGUUAAACUGCUUUACGCUAGUAACCAACAGGUUGGAUAACACGUAAAAUCUGUCGUUGCUCACUCGUCUGGCUUUUUGUGUUGCAGUUGGUACCAGCAAGGUUUUUAUUGCCCAUAAGCUUCUAUACUGUAUCCUGGGAAAGCCUUUCUGACUUUACAAAGCUUGCAAACGUUCACCUACAUCCUAAUAUAGCGAAGGAUUGCAGCCUUCCUUCUGGGAUGGCCUGCCGGCUUAUAGAACCGAACUCUUCUGGGGGAUAGGACCAGGUCCCAGGCACCAUGGACAACCAUUCGCUGCGGCUGGCGUCGAUGCCGAACCUGUCGCCAGCCGGGGCAGCUCCUGUGAGGGCACCGCUUGCCAGGGAAGUCAUCGACGAGGAAGCUGAGAUGCAGCCUACCUUUCCUGAGUAUGGACGCUCAAAUAGCGCCGAGGCACAGGAGGCUAGGGCACAUUUGCUUGGCGUGCAGCAGCAAGCGUGGGAUAGAUGCAGCUCUGCGGACGGCAUGGACCCUGCCGUGGCCAGGCAGUUGGCCUCGGCAGUGGAGGAUAAGCUGAAACUUGCACCUAUCCUUGCCAAGCGGCUUGAGCGAGUAUCACAUUCUUCAGGCUCAGGCAGCUUUAGCUCUCGGCAAAGUGCAAGCAGCAUGACCUACACCCUCAACCCGAGCGGGCCGUCGGGGAGGCCUCAGCGUCUGGUUCCAACCUCAGACUACAGCAAGUUAAACUUCCUUGUCACUUCCCUGGAAGGGGUGAAAGGGGAGCGAAACCUGAAGGUGGAAGGGUCAGCGCGACUCCCUCAGGUUAUUCCCAGGGACCCGAGCGGCUCCCCCACCACGUGCAGCCGAGGCGGCAACUCGCACAACUUUGAUGAGGCGAAGCGUCAGGUUGACCGGGAUUUGCGUGUUUUCCUCGACGAUGUGCGCGAGCUGUACGCGCAGAUCGGGGACCGUGAGGGCGCGGACGUGCCCAUCGUGCUGGAAGUCAUUGCCAGCAUUAUGGACAUUGCCGAGGAAUGCCUCGAAACACCAGUCGAGGACUUCAAGCUCACUAUCACGGACAUCGUUGAUAACAUUGAGGAGGAGCGCUCUUCGUGCCAGCAGCGGACGAUUCGUGCUCUGUACACCCGGCUGCUAUUCAUCCUCACACGAUGCAGUCGCUUGCUCAUUACCGAGCAGCAACACCUCUUCGCGACCGAACCCCGUAACCGAAGGCGACACUCGCAAGUGUUUGGCCCAGGCUUCGCUACCAAAACAGAAAAGGAGCUUGGGCUGCAUUUACCGUGCCCGCCGCUCAACCAGGCUUGCGAUAGCGCUGCCAUCGCGCCCAACAACGACGAUGAGCCCGUCUUCCGUUCGCAUACCAUGCCCGUCAAGGCAAUGUACAACAUGGUGCAGCGGCUGAAGCGGGAGGGCCCCAUCGCCCCGGCGGGUGGCUGGGCAGAACCCCAACAGCUGUCUCGAAUAGAAAGCGAGCUGCCCGACUCCCCCGCGGACCGCAACCAGCAGAGCGAUGCGCCGCCGUUCCAUCACCACAGCCAAAGCAGCGACCUGGACGGGUUGGGUAUGGGAAGCGAUGGCAGCACCACCAGCCUCAGCAAAAAGAAGAAGGGCUUCUUCGGAAAGCUCUCAAAGGGCAUUAAAAAUUUAACAGACGGGUUCAAACGGAAGUCUUCCAACGUGAAGGAUAAGGACGGCGCCGAUGCGAUGUCUCGGCCGCAUUCGGAGCUUUCUCAGCAGCCCCAGCAUGUGCGGUUCCGACUGUCAUCGGACCAGCCGCAGAAGUCGCCCGCGUCUCCGGCGAGCAGCAUGCGCAGCCCUAAGCCCCUCACAGACGGCGGCGAGGGCAGCGAGACCCCGCGCCGGCAGGACGUCCCACGCACGGUGCGCUUCCAGGAGGCGCCGGUGCACAUCAUCGGGGACAGCGACGAGGGCAGCCCGAUGGGGCCUCGCAGCUGCGCGGACGGGAGCGUCAGCGAGGACGGCGACAGCGGCAAACGGGCGAAGCUCAUGGUGCAGACGGAGCGCUCAGCACUGGAUGAUGGCCGCACCAGCCACUCGCCGCAGGCGUCCAGCGAGCUGGAGGCGUUGGGCGGGGGGCGCGCGAAGCUGUACCGCCGUGCGUCAGUUGACCUGUUUGCCAUGGGGCUGUGCACCGGAGGGGUGGACCCGCCCAUGUCGCCCGAGGGGUUGCCGCCGGAGGACUUGACUGUGAUUUGCUCGAUCUGCGAGGAGGCCUGGCUGAGCACGCACCUGGAGGAGCACAGCAUUCAUUGCGCGGUACUCCGCACGCUGAGCGGCAACGGGCUGAGUGUGGACGCGCAGCUGACCACCAUCGCCAACGUGCUGGAGGAGUGGCUGGAGACGCCGCUGGCCUUCCCUGCGCUCGGACCCGCACCCAGCCAGUACCAUGUCAAGAACCAGCUGAUCAAGCUGAUCCGCGCGGCUCGCAACUCCGCGGCGCUGCAGCCGGACGGCUCCAAGGUGCCCACCACGCGCUGCUUCUCCAUCCAGGGCGAGCUGAACGACAUGCUGGAGGCGGCGGCGCAGAGCGACAAGCUGGCCAUCGUGACGCAGACGUACGCGCACCGGAUCAUGCGGCUCAUCUCGGAGAAGGUCAACCUCUUGGCGGAGCCUUUUGGCGGGCACCGAGUGCGCACCGGCGGCGGCAGCGACGCGGGCGACAGCGGCACCUCCACGCCGCGCAGCAUGCCGGGCAUGUCGAUUGAGGAGUUUGAGAUCAUCAAGCCCAUCAGUCGGGGCGCCUUUGGCCGCGUGUACCUCGCACGCAAGCUGGCCACCGGGGACCUCUUUGCAAUCAAGGUGAUGAAGAAGCGCGACCUGAUCCGCAAGAACAUGGUGGAGUCGGUCACCAACGAGCGCAACAUCCUGGCCAUGGCGCAGAACCCCUUCGUGGUGCGCUUCUACUACUCGUUCACCUCGCGGGAGAACCUGUACAUCGUCAUGGAGUACAUCAACGGGGGAGACUGCUUCAGCUUGUUGCGCAAGUUCGGUGCGCUGGACGAGGAGGUGGCGCGCCAGUACAUUGCGGAGACGGUGCUGGCGCUCGAGUACUGCCACGCACAGGGCAUCAUCCACCGCGACCUGAAGCCAGACAACCUGCUGAUCAACGCGCAGGGCCACGUGAAGCUGACGGACUUCGGGCUGAGCUGCGUGGGCGUCAUCGACCGCACGGACAACCUCAACAGCUCGCAGCCCAUGGACACGGACGGGCCGGAGCACGAGGCGGAGGCGGGGUGGGGGCAGGCGGCGGAUGCAAGCGGCGAGUACAGCGGCAGUGGCGGCGGUGUGAGCGCGGGGGAGCCCAUGGACGCAUCCAAGCCGGAGGACGGCCCCAGCAUGCAGGACUUCGGGCCCCAGGGCGGCGCCCGCACCAGCGCACCCGGGCAGUGCGCCGCGGCGUCCUCGCUGGGCAUGCCGCCCAGGCCGUUCGUGCAGCACCAGCGCAUCGUGGCUCCCGAGCACGAGUGCCGGCGGGCGGUGGGCACCCCCGACUACCUGGCCCCCGAGCUGCUGCUGGGCACGGGGCACGGGCCGGAGGUGGACUGGUGGGCGCUGGGGGCCAUCCUGUACGAGUUUGUCACAGGCACGCCGCCCUUCAACGCGGACACGCCGGAGGACAUCUUCGACAACAUCCUGGACCGCCGCAUCACGUGGCCGGAGGACGAGGAGGACAUGUCGUGCGAGUGCCGCGACCUCAUCGACAAGCUGCUGCACCCCAACCCGCUGAAGCGCCUGGGACACAGAGGCGCCGGUGAGGUGAAGCUGCACCCCUGGUUCGAGGGGCUGGACUGGACCAGCCUGGUCCGCAACAAGGCCGCCUUCAUCCCCGCGGUGGAGGACGAGACGGACACCUCCUACUUCGAGUCCAAGCACGUCUCGCAGCGCUCCAUGGCGGAGGACCUGGACAAGCUGCGGACCAGCGCGCAGGCGGGCCUCAACGAGCGCAGCAGCGCGCAGGCGGGGCCCGGCAGCGGCCUGUCGGGGCUGGGGGCGGGGUCGGGGCCGAGCGGCGGGCAGCCGGGAGGCGGGCGCACGCAGGUGGACCGGCUGAAGGACCAGUACCACCGGGAGGGGUCGGGGCUGCGCAGCACCGGCUCCAGCGCCAGCCACGGCUCCUCGCACGUCAGCCGCACCAGCUGCACCGGCAACCUGCCGGGCCUGUCGCACCUGCCGUGCAGCCAGUCGUGCGGAGCAGGCGGUGUGCCGGACCCCAUGGAGGGCGUCCACCUGCCGCGCAUGUCCAGCAGCCCCAACUCCACGGGGCCGUCCGACAGCGGCCUGCCGCCCCCGCCCAGCUGCUCCCACGGCCGCAGCAGCGCCAACCAGGCCAUGCUGUGCGGCUCCGUGCUCAACCCGCGCAACAGCGGAGGCAGCAGCUGCUGCGGGGCUGCUGCUGCUGCGGGGGCCGCGGGGCUGCGCAGCAGCAACUACGGUGCGCGCAACAGCGCGAGCGGAGUCCCUGCAUGUGGGUCGGAUGCGGCUGGCGUGGGGGUCAUGUCGGAGCGACCGUCCCCCGCGUCGGCUGGGGCGGCUGGCGGCGGCGGUGUCACGCCGGCUGGCGUCUCCGGCUGGGGGGACGGCGCCGAGGCGGACUGCCUGGGAGGCAUACCGGAUCCGUACGCCACCUACGUCGACGGAUACGACGAGGACGGAGAGGUGGAGGGGGAUGAGGAGGUGCAGGAUGGGGAGGGUGCGGAGGGGGAUGCGGGGCACACGCCGCUGGAGGAGUCGCCGACUGGCAGCGGGGAGGAUGCCGUGGAGCUGGGCGUGGAUCACGACCCCUUCGGCAACUUCUCGUUCACCAACUUCACGGGGCUGUCGGCGGCCAACAUGGAGAAGAUCCAGAAGCUACGGGAGCACUUCAACCGCCGUACCUCCUACUCAGGGCCCACCAAUUAGCGCGGUUCCAUUUGCUCCGUCGCUUCUUUUUAGGAAUGCGGCAGAGUCGAACUGCGUAAAGUCUUGGACCCCUGGCCGAGUAAAUAUUGCCUCCGGCUUCAUGGCGCGUCCUGUGGGCUUUCGGAUGUGCGUUUGCAAAGGAAUGAGAUGCUUACACAGUAGCACGCAUAUGGGGGGCGAACUGGACUGUAUGAUAACCCCAUUGCACUGGAAAACGCGCAACUGAGGGUCUGUUAGUUUACUUGCCCGGCUGUGCUGGACGGUUAGCAUGUACCGGUACAGGCGAACAUGUCGGUUGGGGGUUUGGACGGGAUUGUGCACGGCCGGAUGUUUGCUGUGUCGAAUAGUGCAAGCGGUUCUUUGUCUUGGUUUUGUUUCGCGACCGUUUGGUCGCAUUUUGCUGUUAGGGUCCGCUGUGUUCGAUUCACUAGCCCCUCCAAACGUAUACCCCAAACUGCGAUAUAGUAGCUGCAUUGCAGGGACGGAGUAGCAGCAGCCGGGAUGCAACCGCAAGCGAUUCGGUGUAAGCUAGUAGGUCGGUGUGGCACGCCUUGAAUUGUGCUAUCUGCAUAGGUUAGAAAGUGUUGCACGAGGUACCGGUAAGCGCUUUCUGUUUCGGUUUAGGAACUCCCGUAUGGGGAAUUCGCAGCAAGCACUGGCACCGUAGCUGACAGAGCUGUCAGCCGGCUGGUGGAGCGCAUUCGGAGCUGCUAGCGGUGUCCGUGUUUAGCCUUUGCGUGAUGACUUGUCACCAGGCAUGGAGGUGGCUGCUUGACGCAAUGAAUAACGAACGGAGUCGUGGCAUUCCGAUUUAAAGACGCUUGAAGGCC
This is a messenger RNA of Astrephomene gubernaculifera, 5780 nucleotides long. The record is from the annotation of a GenBank genome assembly. Lineage: Eukaryota; Viridiplantae; Chlorophyta; Chlorophyceae; Chlamydomonadales; Astrephomenaceae.